Messenger RNA from Hyaloperonospora brassicae, 1644 nucleotides. NCBI's taxonomy places the organism in Eukaryota, Oomycota, Peronosporomycetes, Peronosporales, Peronosporaceae. The record is from the annotation of a GenBank genome assembly.
AUGCUGCCGCUCCAGCCCCAUCGGUACAUGCUGGCGCUGCUCGCAAUAGCGACUGUCAGCGCCACAACAAACAUCUGCACGUCCUGGUCGAAGCGCUACAAGACGCAUCUCGAAGGCGUCUGCGUAUGUUCGGACGCUACGUGCGACACGGUGUCGAAUGACCACUUGCACCUGUCUAGCUAUGAGGCGGGUGUGUUUUCGACUUCCAAGUCCGGAGACCGCUUGACUGUCUCGGCGGUUGCACUGACGUUGGCUGCCAACGAUUCCGCAGACUUUAUUGUCGACACCGCGACGACUUUCCAGGCAAUCGUCGGCUUUGGCGAUACGCCGUGGACGUGGUUUGCGUUCACGGACGCGUCCGCCAUCAACUUUGAUCGAUUGACGUCCAAUCUCCAAGAGAUUCUUCUGAGCGCGUACUUUGGCGACGGCGGGCUGCAGUACACGAUUGGCCGCAUUCCGAUCGGCUCGACGGAUUUCUCGCUCUCGGUUUACUCGUACAACGAUGUAAAGGGCGACUUGGCCAUGAAGAACUUCAGCAUCGACGUGGACAAAGCCAAGAAGAUUCCCUUCAUCCAGCGAGCAAUGAAUACGUCUGCUCGAGGUAUGAAGCUCUUUGGAUCUUCCUGGGCACCACCUGCGUGGAUGACAACGGAGAACACGACAAUUAACUGCGCCCUGCAAGGGUACCCGGGCGGUGAGUAUUGGAAAGCUCUGGCGCUGUAUUACUCCAAGUUUGUGACGGCGUACGAAGCCGAAGGAAUUCCAAUGUGGGCCCUUACGACGCAAAACGAGCCCACCAAACAGUUUUCGUUCAAGUACUGGCAGAGUCUGCGCUUCAAUGCUACGACGGAGCGCGACUUCAUCAAGCGGGACCUUGGCCCCGUGCUGAAAGAAGAACAUCCCGACCUCAAGAUCAUCAUGAUGGAUGACCAGAAAGAUCUGUUGCUGGACUGGGACGCCGCAUUGCUCGACAAAGAGUCGGCACAGUACAUCUCGGGUGCUGGUGUCCACUGGUACAAGGACCUCGAUUUCUUGCUGGACACAGCAGGCAACUUCGAUGCUCUCGAGACUUUCCACCAGCGCUAUCCUGACGUGUUCAUCUUGGCCACCGAGGCGUGUGAAGGCUACUUGAUUGAUGGGGUCGGCACAGGUGCUGGUCCUGCCCUUCAUGAUCCCACGUUGGCGUGGCAGCGAGCGCAAAUCUACGCGCGUGACAUGAUCCUGGAUCUUUCUCACUACGCCUCGGGCUGGACGGACUGGAACCUGGUGCUCAACGCGACCGGCGGUCCCACAUGGAUCGACAACCGCAUCGAUUCACCGAUUCUCAUUGACGAAGAAGGAGGCGCUGAGUUUUACAAGCAGCCGAUGUUCUAUGCCAUGGGCCACUUCUCCAAGUUUUUGCCGCCUGGCUCAGUCCGCGUGGACCUGGCUGUCAGCUCAAGCGUGUCUUCGAUCGCAAGUCAGGUGGACAGCGUUGCAUUUUUGACUCCCGAGAAACAAGUCGUGCUCAUUGUCUCCAAUCGCAACAGCUCUGCACGGGACAUCAGUGUGAGUCUAUCGAGCCAGCAGCUGAGCAGCAGCUUCACGCUGGAAGCUUUCUCAAUCAAGACGAUCGUGAUCGGCCAAGUUGCAAGCAGCUACUAA